This is a messenger RNA of Lepisosteus oculatus (spotted gar), 986 nucleotides long. The record is from RefSeq and is a predicted model, not a curated record. NCBI's taxonomy places the organism in Eukaryota, Metazoa, Chordata, Actinopteri, Semionotiformes, Lepisosteidae.
AGCUGCUGUGCUGCUGGUUUUAGCUUCCUGGACAGGGGGGUGGGUGGGUGUGUGUGUGUGUGUGAGGGGGGGGUUACAUAUGAUAUUUUUCAGCACUUUCAGAAGCCACAUCCCUCUGCUUGCUCCGCUCCCUUCUCCGGUCUGCGGAGCUUCCUUACUCUAGUGCAGUAAACAGCCUUGUUUCAGUACCGUGUCCCUCUGUCUGCUCCCUGCGCUGAAGCUCCACCGACAGCAGCGGGCAGUCGGUCAGUCUAGAGGACGCUACACACUCAGGCCCAGAACUGACCGUCUCUACAGCGACUCGGCAGGAUGCGCAGUCAGAGCAGCUCCUGCGUCUGCGCACAUGCAGUUCUUCUCGGCGCAGCACUCUUCCUCGGGGCAGCCUCGCAGUCUGCGCAUGACUCUCUUCCCCAGCUUGACGUGCAAUGCUGGUCCCCCAGCUACCCACAGAGGGUGCUGUGCACCUGGAAAGUACAGCCUGAGCCCGAUCUGCCCACAUCCUACACUGCCACCUACAGGAAGGGUCUGUUGGGAGUUCAGAUCCCCUGUGAGGUCAACCCAGAGCGUCCGAGAUCGUGUGUGAUGGAGAACCUGGAGAUGUUCUCUGUCGAGCCGUAUUUCGUCAACGUCACCGCCACCAACGCGCUCGGGAGCACCACCCGGCUGCUGCCUUUCAUACUGGAGAAAAUCGUCAAGCCUGAUCCUCCUGUGGACAUCAAGGUGACUCUGCGCUCCAGCAGGAGGCUGACCGUGGAGUGGGCUCCGCCGCCCAGCUGGACCGACCCCACCCUCUUCCAGCUGAAGUACCAAGUGCAGUACAGUGAUGGGGGGGUGCGAGCGCCACGCACAGUGAGCACGCCACACGCAAAGACACACCGCAGGGCACACGCCACACGCAAAGACACUCCACGUCUGCACACUGCAGGGCACAUGCCACACGCAAAGACACUCGACACCUGCACACAGUGAGCACGCCACACGCAAAG